Lepisosteus oculatus (spotted gar) is the source of this 2136-nucleotide messenger RNA. It is a transcript of the gene bin3, whose product is annotated as bridging integrator 3. Gene Ontology annotation, cellular component: cytoplasm; actin cortical patch. Gene Ontology annotation, molecular function: lipid binding; protein binding. Lineage: Eukaryota; Metazoa; Chordata; Actinopteri; Semionotiformes; Lepisosteidae. The record is from RefSeq and is a predicted model, not a curated record. Gene Ontology annotation, biological process: endocytosis; plasma membrane tubulation; actin cortical patch localization.
ACGAGAGACGAUCGAGAGAGAGAGUGAGUGGCAGGGCAGUGAUCUGGGUUUUUAAAAUAACAUGUAAUUUUUUUUUUUAAAUUGGGAAAUAAGAGAACGGUCCUCCGCAUGAAAUCGGAUUAAUAGCCUCCAACAAGAUGAGCUGGAUUCCAUUCAAGAUCGGUCAACCGAAGAAGCAAAUUGUUUCAAAGACGGUUGAAAGAGACUUUGAAAGAGAAUAUGACAAACUCCAAAAAUUGGAAGAUCAAACAAAGAAGCUUCACAAAGAUAUGAAGAAAAGUACAGAGGCUGAUUUAGCCAUGUCCAAGUCUGCUGUGAAGAUCUCUGCUGAUCUGUUGAGUAACCCACUGUGUGAGCAGGACACAGCCUUCCAAGAGUUCAUGACAGCAUUGGACACAGCCAUGCGCAGAAUGGAUGCCUUCAACCAGGAGAAGGUCAAUCAGAUCCAGAAGACUGUCAUCGAUCCGCUUAAAAAGUACAGUAGUGUGUUCCCAAGCCUGAACAUGGCCGUGAAGAGGCGGGAGCAGGCUCUUCAGGACUACAAGAGACUGCAGUCUAAAGUGGAGAAGUAUGAAGAGAAGGAAAAGACAGGCCCUAUGAUGGUCAAGCUGCACCAGGCCCGAGAAGAACUGAGACCAGUGAGGGAGGAUUUUGAAGCCAAGAAUAAGCAGCUGUUGGACGAGAUGCCCAAGUUCUACCAAAGCCGGAUUGACUACUUCCAGCCUAGCUUCGAGGCCCUCAUCAGGGCACAGGUGGUGUACUUCACAGAAAUGCACAAGAUUUUCGGGGAGCUGACGGAGCAGAUCGACCAGCCGGGACUGACGGACGAGCAGCGGGAGCGAGAGAACGAAGCCAAGCUGAACGAGCUGCGCGCCCUGUCCAUCGUGGCCGACGACUGACGAGACGCCAGCCGACGCUCAGUUCCAGAUUCUGGGCAAAAUCUGAGUAAUGACCUGCACAUCUCCCAGCACGUUUGAGACGUACACCUGUAGCUGAUUUUCGACAUGUCCAUCCAGCUUGCUAGCUCGACAUCUCAUGAUUUUUUACAAAGUUGGAAUAGACCUCCUCUAGAUGAGAGGCUGGCAAACGUGGCCCUUCUAUUCUACUGCAGAAUUACAUCAACUAAUAUUUUAGUCACUUUUAAUUGACCCUUAAUUACCAAACUGACCUGUGAUUACUUAAUUGACCCCGCAGCUGAAGAUUGCUUCGAUAAUUAAGGAUUAAUUGGAAAAAAGACUUGUUGAAAUGAAGUAGAAGAGCCAAACAUUGCCCACCUGGGGGGGGUUGUCCUUCAAAAUUCCUUUCUCCUAGAAAGUGUCGUGACUGCUAGUGCUUACCUGACCAAACAGAGACCCUCGUUAAUUUCUGUUCUAGACCAGAACUCCUGUCGCUAACGACCUUGGAUAAAUAUCUCACCUCUCGCUUAAUACACUUAGAAUUUUAUUGUUAACACUACCAGGCAUUUACUUUAAAAAGCCAUUGACACAAUGAUGUUACACAUUUAUUUUAGGAUUUUAUGUAGGAAAAAAAGCUAAUAUAUUAAAAAAUACAACACUAGAUAAGGUAAUAUUAUGUGAAAGUACCGUGUUGAUUUAAUUUUUUUGUAUGUAAAAAUCAUUUUUUAACGUUUUUUGGAACGAAAGCUAGAGGCAAUUAAGUGUAGCACGUUUUGCAACUCCUUUUUUAAACGAUCUUUUAAUUUUGUCUUUUCCAUUUUAUGUUUUUCCAUUUCUUUUUGUGCCAUUUUAAAGACUUUUUCAGUCUGCCUAAAGCAGCAACUCUUGAAAUGUUGAUGCAGUGAAACUUGUGUAAGAACAAGAAAAUCGAAGAAAAAAAAUCUUUACUGCUUAAUUUUUUUUACGUUUGUUUUCAUGGCCAGGGUCUUUACAUUGCACUGAUUAUAAAGAUCUAAUUCCUUAUAUCACCUCAAAUCUCAGAUGUCUCCUUGUCACUUAUUCCUCUUUGCGCAAACUGUGUGCUCUCUGUUGAUCUAUUGUGCUCAUAGAACCGAGUUAUUAUACUGCGGGACUGUGGAAUUUUGUAAUGAUCGCUACCCAGACGGAGACCAAACAACAAUACAGAUUAUACCCAACUAUGAUCUACUACGGAACAGGUAAUAGGUUUAUUCCAUGCUAA